Arachis ipaensis is the source of this 881-nucleotide messenger RNA. RefSeq names its product WAT1-related protein At3g28050. The record is from RefSeq and is a predicted model, not a curated record. Gene Ontology annotation, molecular function: transmembrane transporter activity. Gene Ontology annotation, cellular component: membrane. NCBI's taxonomy places the organism in Eukaryota, Viridiplantae, Streptophyta, Magnoliopsida, Fabales, Fabaceae.
CCCAUAAUUGCCUCUUCAAUAGUCCUGUUUCAAUUUUCCAUCCAUUAUUGUAAUAGUAAUAGUGUACAAAGAAAACAUAAAGCAGUAACUUGUGUAACUUACUUGAAUUUCAUUAGUGACAUCACAGGGCCAAAUAUUUCAUCUUGUACUAUAAGCAUGUCCUCCUGAAAAUGGUUGUUUAAGAAUAAAAGAGAAAUAUUUGACAACGUGAUGAUCAGUUGUCUUGUUUUCCUAAAGAAGGUUGAUUCAAAUAUUUGACAACAUGAUGGUUGUUCUCACUGAUCAACUGAACGUUUUUGCUGUGCUCUUCAUUCGGAGACUAAAAAUCAGAGGAAAUCAAAGUCAUAAAGAGAUACAUAAUAAAUAUGGCAAGAAGAUUUCCCUUCUGCAAGAAUCUGCUUCCAAUCUUGUUGCUUAUUGGCAUAGAGUGCAAUGAUAUGGGGUUACUCACUUUGUUCAAAGCAGCCACCAAUAAAGGCAUGAGCAACCAUGUGUUUGUUGCAUAUGCUUAUGCUAUUGCUACUAUUGUUCUUAUUCCUGCACCUUUCAUCUCCAAAAGAUCAAGAGUGGUUCCUCCACUCGGUUUCUCCAUACUUUUCAAAAUUGGCCUUCUUGGGAUCAUAGGCCAUUGAUUUAUUAGAGAGAAUGAGGGAGGAAAGCAAAAAAGCAUACCAAUUUUUGACGUGGUGCCUUUGAAAGAGGCUCUAAUUAUACCAGAGUGUACAAGUUGAGAUAGAUACAGUUGCUUGGUCUAAGUAGAUAUUAAAUAGAGAGCAUAGUUAUAUUGUUCAUGAAUUAUUUUUACCUUGUUUUAGUCUAGAUUGUGGAUCAUAAAAUUUGAUAUAUUUAAGAAUUUUCAAUAUUUUAAAUUCUAUAUUCUA